Saccostrea echinata is the source of this 1014-nucleotide messenger RNA. RefSeq lists its product as uncharacterized. The transcript is spliced from 5 exons. Bases 122 to 847 code for a protein of 241 amino acids. The record is from RefSeq and is a predicted model, not a curated record. NCBI's taxonomy places the organism in Eukaryota, Metazoa, Mollusca, Bivalvia, Ostreida, Ostreidae.
GAUGGAUGAUGCCAAAGUUCAUAAGGGAGACGGGCUUCAAAGAUUAUCCUCCCAGGCAUGUUAAGCCUUGAUCUGCUACAGUGUACAUCUUAUGUAGAGGGAACAUAAUUGAGAUAGGAAGAUGGCCUCCUGGUUGCUAUGCAGUCUUUUGACUCUCACCUUAUCUACACGUGUUGUCCACCUGUUGAGGCCCGUGGACGAGUACCCGUUUUACCUAAACUCCCGAGAGUGUGAGGACAUGUUCCCAGAAUCACUAGCAGAGGACGCCACCAACGCCCAGAUGCUGAAAUCUCAGGAACCUUUUGAUAUCGAGUUCAACCCUGCAGAGUAUGAUAAAAGUUCCGUUAUAAACGUUAAGGUAUUUACAAAGAAGUUUUUCCAAUCUGACUAUCCUAUCCGAGGAGCUCUGUUACAGGCGAGGAUAGCUAAUUGUCAGGAUAAAGAUCAUCAGAAAGCGAUAGGGAUAUUCCAACAGGGACAGAAAGCACCUUUCCUGCAUACAGUCAAAUGUGCCAACUCAUUAGCUAACGGGGUUGCUAUUGGCGUUAUCAAAGAAGGUAAGGAUGGAUUGUUACAGGUGGCCAUAGACUGGACCCCUCCCUCAGAACAAGAGAACAGAACUCUCUACUUCGUAGCCACCGUGUUGAGUACCAAUGGUACAUUCUUCACUGACAUCAUCAGUGAUUUUUUGAUACACCAUUCACAGAAGGACUCUCCUCCUAAGGCUGAGCACUGUGAGAUGAGGAAAUUAUUGCAAAAAAGUGGAUCCUCCAGGACGAGGGGACCGGAAAUCUCUCUCUUAUCUGUGGUCUCUGUUUUACUAUUCCUCAUUGUAGUGUAUAGCUGAAUUCUGGAAGAGAAAAAUAUAUACCCGUGCACAAUCUAAUUAACAGGACUAUGCAUUGAUGAUACAUACAUUUACAUUUUCCUGAGCAGGGAUGACUAUUUAAUGCCAACUUAUUUCUCAAUAUUUUCGUAGAUAAUGCUUCAUUUGAUAUAAAAUAGAGAAACAAA